AUGCCAUUGGAUAUGAACAGAUUUCAUUCAUUCAAUGCUUUUGAUAGACCACAGUGUCAAUAUCGACUGAACACUCGAGUUUAUGCGAUUAAUAAAGGACGUUCGAUGACUCUUGCAGUACCGGAUUGUGCCGAGAUGGCGAGGCUGAGAAGUGCGAGGAAAAGACGCAAAAGUAUUGCCGGUUUUGGAGCGAUAAGGACAGGCAGCCCAUUGAUGGGAAACGGUCGAACGGUCAGCCCGCCACCAAGAAGGACAUCGAUUGCAGAUGCGUUCUCGGAAAGUUUUCGAACGUUGGCACUCACCGCGAGACGAAAUUCAUCGCCGCUUACAAGGAAAAGCACAAAAAAGAUGAAAAAAUCGCGGUUGAUCUCGAAAAAUGGUGUUUGCAAUGUUUAUAAUGCAAAUGUUCCGAAAAAGGAUCGACAAUAUUUGCGAGACAUCUUCACUACAAUGAUUGAUGUGAAAUGGAGAUACAUGUUCGUCAUUUUCGCGCUCGUUUUCAUCAGCAGUUGGACUUUCUUUGCAACUCUCUAUUAUUCGAUCGCUUGGCUUCACGGGGAUAUGCCAGAGCAACUAAUGGAAAAUGGAUUGAAUGUAAACCAUACACAAUGUAUAGCAAAUUUGGAAGGAUAUUAUGCAUCGUUUCUUUUUGCUGUUGAGACACAUCACACAAUUGGAUAUGGACAUCGAUAUACAACAACUGAGUGUAAGAUUGCGGGUCUUGUUGUUUGUACUCAAUGCAUUUGUGCUCUUCUCAUUCAAUCAUUUAUGGUUGGACUCGUUUUCGCGAAAAUGGCUCGACCAAAGAAAAGAGCUGAAACGAUUAUUUAUAGUGAAAAGGCGGUGAUUUGUCUUCGUGAUGGGCAAUUGUGUUUCUUGUGUCGAGUCGGUGAUAUGAGGAAUACACAUUUGGUGGAAGCACACGUUAGACUGCAAUUUAUCACCGAUCGAGAAACGAGUGAAGGAGAGAUAGAACCGCUGCAUCAGUUUGAGAUGAAAGUCGGCCCGAGUAUCACUGAUGAUGAUCGCAUAUUCUUGGUUUGGCCGACCACCUUGUGUCAUGUAAUCGAUAAAGAAAGUCCUUUAUAUGAAUAUGCCGCUCAUUCACUUCAUUCUGCUCAAUUCGAAAUUAUUGUUUUGUUAGAAGGUAUCGUUGAAUCAACAGGAAUGACAGCACAAGCAAGGACGAGUUAUCUUCCAUCAGAAAUACUUUGGGGACAUCGCUUCCGAAAACUCGUCACCUAUCAACGAAGCAAUGGCUCUUAUCAAAUUGACUACAAUCUUUUCAACUGUACUUAUCCGGUGAAAACACCGACUUGUUCAGCAGCUGAAUACUACAAGUGCAGUAAAGAUACGAGCGAUUAUUUCUGUCAUGACAAUCAAGAGCAUCGUUUGGAUGAAGUGAGAAGCAUGGAGAGUACACCGACCCCAUCUGUGCUCACGAGUUAUCCAAAUUCACCGCUUCCCGUUGCGCAUCUCAAUGAGAAUAAGCCACCAAUAAACGUCUCGGAGAAUUCACUCCUUUCUUCAAUUCCUCCUCCAUCAAUCGUCGUUCAAUGUCCCUCAAAUUGCACAUCACCCAAUCAUGCUGAUCAGAAGAAGAAAUUCGCAAACAAUCGACCGAAUAAUAUUUUCAACUUUUACACAAGAGACACCUCAUGUGCUGUGAGUAUUGGUGAACUUUCUGGUUCAACUCGUCCUUCAACAGCUUUGUCGGAUCUUGAAGAGGAAAGGGAUCCUGUAUCUCCACCGCCGGGCAAAACUCUCCUCAACAAGACGGGCUACCAAGAAGAAAUCCAAUGUAUCGAUGAUGAGGAUGCCGUGAUA
This is a messenger RNA of Mesorhabditis belari, 1827 nucleotides long. NCBI's taxonomy places the organism in Eukaryota, Metazoa, Nematoda, Chromadorea, Rhabditida, Rhabditidae. The record is from the annotation of a GenBank genome assembly.